AGAUCAUUUGUCUAAGCUUUUAUCUGAGAGUACCUCUCUGCAAGUUUGCAAAUCGAGAGAUGGGUGUGCUGUUAGGGUAUCGCUUGUUCCAGCUGUUGAUGCUGCCGCUAGUGGGUGCAGCGGCAUCUGCAGCAGCUGCACUGCCUGGCUGCCGAACGAGAUGCGGCGAGAUUGACGUCCCCUACCCUUUUGGCAUCGGUCCUAACUGUUCGAGGGAAGGCUUCUCACUAGAUUGCAACACAACGGAUGAUGGCCUCGAGAAACUCUUUGUGUCCAACGUCGAGAUCACCGAUAUUUCAUUGCCACUAGGCCAGGCACGCAUGCUCAAUGAAAUAUCGUGGCAGUGUUACAACGUUAGCAACAAUUCCAUAUACGGCUAUGUCUGGUCUUUGAAUUUCGUCGACACACCAUACAGAUUCUCCGACGUCCACAACAAGUUCACUGUGAUCGGCUGCAACACCCUCGCCUACAUCGGAGAUUUCGAAAGGGCUGACAGCUACCAGAGCGGUUGCGUGUCUACAUGUCACAACGAGGUGAGUUUGGUCAACAGCUCAUCAUGCUCCGGCAUCGGCUGCUGCCAAACCUCCAUCCCCAAGGACCUCACAUACUAUAAGGUCUGGUUUGAUUCAGAUUUCAACAGCUCGAGCAUCUGGAACUUCAGUGACUGCAGCUAUGCCGUAUUGUUGGAGGCGAAUCAGUUUGAGUUCCUAACAUCUUACAUCACAACGUACCAAUUCUGGAACAACAACAACGGCAAGGCGCCUUUGGUGGUGGAUUGGGCGAUCGGAAACGAGACAUGCGAGGUAGCGCAGCGCAACAAAACCUCGUACGCCUGCAUCAGCGAGCACAGCGAGUGCUUGAACUCUUCCAAUGGUCCUGGGUAUCUUUGUAACUGUUCGAGUGGCUACCAUGGCAAUCCUUAUGUCGCUCAUGGCUGCCAAGACAUCGACGAAUGCUCCGUUAAAGAUCAAUAUCCUUGCCAUGGCACCUGCAAGAACCUGCCCGGUAGCUACAAUUGUUUCUGCCCGCCAGGUACACAUGGUGAUGCCUUCAAUGGAACAUGCACCCAACAGCAGAAACUUCAAUCAUCAGCGAAGGUGACUGUAGACCUUUAUCCUGAGACUGCAUUCUCUUCUAAUGUGCAAAUCGAGAAGAAACCUAUGUUAGUCUAUUUGCAGAAGCAAGACACAGCCUUGGGCAGAACCAAAAUGGAGGCGCUGUCAGUGUACCAGCUGCUGCUAAUGCUGUCGCUGACAGGUGCAGCGGCAUCUGCUGCAGGUUCACUGCAUGGCUGCCGAUCAAGAUGCGGCUUUCCACUAGAUUGCAGCACAACAGAUGAUGGCCUCGAGAAGCUUUUUGUGUUCAAUGUCGAGAUCGUCAACAUCUCACUGCCACUGGGGCAGUGUGCAAAUCGAGAGAUGGGUGUGCUGUUAGGGUAUCGCUUGUUCCAGCUGUUGAUGCUGCCGCUAGUGUGUGCAGCGGCAUCUGCAGCAGAUGCACUGCCUGGCUGCCGAACGAGAUGCGGCGAGGUUGACGUCCCCUACCCUUUUGGCAUCGGUCAUAACUGUGCGAUGGAAGGCUUCUCACUAGAUUGCAACACAACGGAUGAUGGUCUCGAGAAACUUUUUGUGUUCAACGUCGAGAUCACUAAUAUCUCAUUGCCACUAGGCCAGGCACGCAUGCUCAAUGAAAUAUCGUGGCAGUGUUACAACGGUAGCAACAACUCUACGGACUACUCUGACUGGUAUCUGAAUUUCGUCGGCACACCAUACAGAUUUUCCGACGUCCACAACAAGUUCACUGUAAUCGGCUGCGACACCCUUGCCUACAUCGGGGGUUUGAAAGGGAACGGCAGCUACCGGAGCGGUUGCGUGUCUGGGUGUCAAAACGAGGUGAGUUUGGUCAACAGGUCAUCAUGCUCCGGCAUCGGCUGCUGCCAAACCUCCAUUCCCAAGGACCUCGCAUACUAUGAGGUCUGGUUUGAUUCAAAUUUCAACAGCUCGAGCACCUGGAACUUCAGUGACUGCAGCUAUGCCGUAUUGUUGGAGGCGAAUCAGUUUGAGUUCCUAACAUCUUACAUCACAACGACCAAAUUCUGGUACAACAGAAACGGCACGGCACCUUUGGUGGUGGAUUGGGCGAUCGGAAACGAGACGUGCGAGGUAGCACAGCGCAACAUAACCUCCUACGCCUGCAUCAGCGAGCACAGCGAGUGUUUGAACUCUUCCAGUGGUCCUGGGUAUCUUUGUAACUGUUCGAGUGGCUACCAUGGCAAUCCUUAUGUCGCUCAUGGCUGCCAAGACAUCGACGAAUGCUCUGAUAAACAUCAAAAUCCUUGCCAUGGCAUCUGCCAGAACCUGCCCGGUAGCUACAAUUGUUUCUGCCCGCGAGGUACAUAUGGUGAUGCCUUCAAUGGAACAUGCACCCAACACCAGAGACUUCCAUCAUCAGUGAAGGUGGCUAUAGGUACUGGCAGUGGCUUGAUCUUUCUACUAAUUUCCGGCAUGUGUAUCUAUGUGAUUUUUCAAAGAAGAAAAUUCAUCAAGAUUAAGGAAAGAUAUUUUAGAGAACAUGGAGGUUGGAUAUUAUUGGAAGAGAUCAAGGCUAAAGAAAGAUAUUUUAGAGAACAAGGCCUUGCAUUUAAGAUAUUUGCCAAAGAAGAAUUAGAAAAAGCUACAGAGAAGUAUGAUAAGAACCGAGUCCUUGGCAGAGGAGGACAUGGUACCGUUUACAAAGGAGACUUGGAGGACAGUCGUGUCGUUGCCAUCAAGAAACCCAAGAUCAUUGAUGAGAGCCAAAAGAAUGAAUUUGGAAAAGAGCUGCUUAUUCUGUCGCAGAUCAACCACAAGAACAUAGUUAAGCUCUUGGGUUGUUGCUUGGAAGUGGAGGUUCCGAUGCUGGUUUAUGAGUUUGUCUCGAACGGGACCUUGUUCCAGCUGAUCCACGACAACAACAGGGCAUCUCCCUUUUCCUUGGUCACUCGCUUGAGGAUCGCUCAUGAGUCUGCCGAAGCUCUGGCCUGCUUGCAUUCAUCAGCUUCGCCUCCCAUCAUUCAUGGCGACGUGAAGUCUUCCAACAUCCUUUUAGAUGAAAACUAUACAGCAAAAGUUUCUGACUUUGGAGCUUCGAAGCUGGUUCCAAAAGAUGAGGAUCAGUUUGCUACCUUGGUGCAAGGGACUUGUGGUUACUUGGACCCAGAGUACCUCCAAACCUGCCAGUUGACAGAGAAAAGUGAUGUUUAUAGCUUCGGCGUAGUGCUUCUGGAGCUGAUGACCCGCAAGAAGCCAAUUUAUUUUGAAGCAUCUGAAGAUGAGAGGAGCCUCGCAUCAUGUUUUAUUCUGGCGACAAAGGAGAACCGACUUAUGGAGAUCUUGGAUGAUCAGGUGAGAAACGAAGGGGAUACGGAACUGAUUCAAGAAAUGAGCGAGCUCGCAAACAGCACCCAUGGAUACCGCAGAAUACCGAGGAGAGUGAGAGCUUGCUCAGUCAACCAUCGGUUGACCAUGAGACAUAUUAUCAUGGAAUUGAAACCACUACUAGCUAUAAUCCAGAGAAAAGAUUGGGAUUGGACAUCGAAUAUGGAAGAUGAUGACCUGGUGCAUGCCCAAACUCUCUGGUUCUCGAGGCUUCUUGAUGCAAUCUUGAAUUGAUACUGCUGCUAUGUAUACUUGUGAUCGUGUGUGUUUGUGCCAGUGUAUAAUAGCGAAGAAUAUUUAUUAAAUACUACAGGUAAUCUCUGUCAUUUCCUUGCUGGAA
Messenger RNA from Musa acuminata AAA Group (dessert banana), 3756 nucleotides. Its product is annotated as wall-associated receptor kinase 3-like. The transcript has 6 exons. Gene Ontology annotation, molecular function: ATP binding; calcium ion binding; protein serine/threonine kinase activity. Gene Ontology annotation, cellular component: plasma membrane. Lineage: Eukaryota; Viridiplantae; Streptophyta; Magnoliopsida; Zingiberales; Musaceae. Bases 60 to 3650 code for a protein of 1196 amino acids. Gene Ontology annotation, biological process: cell surface receptor signaling pathway; protein phosphorylation. The record is from RefSeq and is a predicted model, not a curated record.